This is a messenger RNA of Schizophyllum commune H4-8, 894 nucleotides long. RefSeq lists its product as uncharacterized. The transcript is spliced from 5 exons. Gene Ontology annotation, biological process: protein processing. The record is from RefSeq and is a predicted model, not a curated record. Gene Ontology annotation, molecular function: protein binding. Gene Ontology annotation, cellular component: Dsc E3 ubiquitin ligase complex; endoplasmic reticulum. The coding region runs from base 1 to 894 and encodes 297 amino acids. NCBI's taxonomy places the organism in Eukaryota, Fungi, Basidiomycota, Agaricomycetes, Agaricales, Schizophyllaceae.
AUGGUGCCGCUCAGCGAGAAAGCGAAGGGAAAGCGCAGAGCUGUCGACGUUGAUGCGCAAGGGGCUUCGUCGUCGUCGAGUACAGCUCAGCCGCAGGAACGCCAGCUCGUUGUGCGCUUCACCGAGGGCGCCGACCUCACCAUCACCAUCGACCAGCUGGACACGGUCAAGGACGUUCUGAGCAAGAUUAGGACCCAACGUCCCGACUUGCGCAACCGGCGCCUGCGCCUGAUUUACGCUGGGCGCCUACUCACCAACGACGUCUUUGUGUACCAGCAUCUCGCGGCGGCCGAUGAGCGAGCGCGGAGAAGAGAUGCGGCAAAGCUGGACGCUGGAGGGGAUCAACACGAUACCCAUAACACCUGGAUACAUUGCAACGUCGGCCCUGAGAUACAGCCAGGCGAAGAGGAAGAGGGGGAGGCUCGCAUUCAGACAUCACAGAUCCAAGUAGUCCGCGGCUUCGACCGACUCGCCUCCCUCGGGUUUUCAGAAGCAGACAUCGCCAACUUCAGGCGCCAAUUCCACGGCCGUCUGGCCAAUCUCUCAGACACCGACUUCGCAACCGAGGAAGAAUACCGUGAUUACACCCGCACGCUCGAAGAACAAUGGAUCGAUUCCAUGGACGGCGGGGGAGCCGGAGAUCUCACCCCUGCAAAUGCAGCAGCAAGCUCAACCCCAUUGCAAGGCUUCCUCAUGGGCUUCUUCUUCCCCUUGCUGCCAUUCUUCUUUAUCGCCGUUCCUCAGCCUGCAGCGUUCUGGGACGAUGGCCGCCCGCUGGAAUCCCAGGAUAGCGUCGUGUUCUCCACAAGUAUGCGAAUAUGGAUAGGCUUCGGGUUCGUGGCGAACAUCACGCUGGCACUGUGGAGGGUGUUCUUCUAUGAUGCUGUCGAGUAG